This is a messenger RNA of Hyaena hyaena (striped hyena), 10731 nucleotides long. It is a transcript of the gene FAT3, whose product is annotated as FAT atypical cadherin 3. Gene Ontology annotation, biological process: homophilic cell-cell adhesion. Bases 1 to 10731 code for a protein of 3576 amino acids. Gene Ontology annotation, molecular function: calcium ion binding. Lineage: Eukaryota; Metazoa; Chordata; Mammalia; Carnivora; Hyaenidae. Gene Ontology annotation, cellular component: cell-cell junction; plasma membrane. The record is from RefSeq and is a predicted model, not a curated record. The transcript is spliced from 30 exons.
AUGUCAUCUGACAAGUAUCACUUCUCCUACCAUAACUACUUAGAACUCUGUCUGAUUACAACAACUUCAAGGAAAUUGGAUCGAGAACAGCAGGCAGAACAUUUUCUGGAGAGUCCAGGACUCCUGGGGAGGUUGUGUUCUCGGGUAGUUGAACCCAUUACCUCCCAGCAGGGAAAAGGAGGCCACCUCAUUAGCUGGGGCAUCUGCCUGAGAUCACUUGCUGCCUUGUCCCUGGAAAGGCUGUGUCUUCAGGAAGAUGUGGUAUCCAUUUGCUCCUCCAGCAGCUGCCCCUCAGUGCCCACUCCUCUGCUCCUCCCUGCCGCCCAGCUCUGGACGGGGGCUCUCUCUGUGGGGCGCUGCCCCAAGCCCCAGGAUAAGGUCCGCCUGAGGAUGCUGUACCCAUACUGUGCGCACCAGCUCGGACUCGCAGAAAAUAGUCCUGAGGUGGCGGUGGAGGUGAUGGUGGUGAUGAUGGUGAAUGUAGUGGUGGUGAAGGUGAUGGUGGUGGUGGUGGUGGUGAAUGUGCGCACGUACUUGUGUUGGGGAACAUGUGCAUACGAGGUGACUGUGACAGAUGGCGGUUCCUCUCCAAAACAGUCCACCAUUUGGGUGGUGGUUCAGGUUUUGGAUGAAAAUGAUAAUAAGCCCCAGUUCCCAGAGAAGGUCUACCAGAUCAAGCUGCCAGAACGUGAUCGAAAGAAGAGGGGAGAACCCAUUUACAGGGCUUUUGCAUUUGAUAGAGAUGAGGGCCCCAAUGCAGAAAUCUCCUACAGUAUCGUGGAUGGGAAUGAUGAUGGAAAGUUUUUUAUUGACCCUAAAACUGGCAUGGUAUCUUCCAGAAAGCAGUUUACAGCAGGGAGUUAUGACAUCCUAACGAUAAAGGCAGUGGACAAUGGGCGCCCACAGAAAUCCUCCACGGCCCGCCUCCACAUUGAAUGGAUUAAGAAACCACCCCCUUCACCUAUACCGCUGACUUUUGAUGAGCCGUUUUAUAACUUCACAGUCAUGGAAAGCGAUAGAGUCACCGAGAUUGUAGGGGUGGUGUCUGUGCAGCCAGCUAACACCCCUCUGUGGUUUGAUAUAGUUGGUGGCAAGCAUGCUCGAGAGAUGUUCUAUAUUCUACAGACAGCUUGUGGGCAGAACUGUUCAACAGAAGGGGGGAAUUUUGACAGCUCUUUUGACGCAGAGAAGGGUGUUGGGACCAUUGUCAUUGCCAAACCUUUGGAUGCGGAGCAGAGGUCCAUCUAUAAUAUGAGUGUGGAAGUCACCGAUGGGACAAAUGUUGCUGUCACUCAGGUAUUUAUCAAAGUGCUGGAUAAUAAUGAUAAUGGCCCAGAAUUCUCUCAGCCGAAUUACGAUGUAACAAUUUCCGAGGAUGUGCUUCCAGAUACAGAGAUAUUGCAGAUUGAAGCCACCGAUAGAGACGAGAAACACAAGCUGAGCUACACCGUCCACAGCAGCAUCGACUCCGUCAGUAUGAGAAAAUUCCGGAUUGACCCCAGCACCGGUGUGCUCUACACUGCCGAGAGGCUGGACCAUGAGGCCCAAGACAAGCACAUCCUCAACAUAAUGGUCAGAGAUCAGGAGUUUCCUUAUCGAAGAAACUUGGCCCGAGUCAUUGUGAAUGUGGAAGAUGCUAAUGAUCACAGUCCUUAUUUUACCAACCCACUGUAUGAAGCAUCUGUAUUUGAAUCGGCUGCUCUGGGAUCAGCUGUUCUGCAGGUGACGGCUCUGGACAAAGACAAAGGGGAAAAUGCAGAACUCAUAUAUACCAUAGAAGCAGGGAACACUGGGAACACAUUUAAGAUUGAACCGGUCCUGGGCAUCAUCACUGUUUCCAAAGAACCAGACAUGAUGACGACGGGUCAGUUUGUACUUUCAGUCAAAGUCACAGAUCAGGGCUCCCCGCCAAUGUCUGCCACUGCAAUUGUGCGCAUUUCUGUUACCAUGUCUGAUAAUUCUCACCCCAGGUUCACUCACAAAGACUACCAAGCAGAAGCAAAUGAAAAUGUUGAUAUUGGAACUUCGGUCAUUUUAAUCUCUGCCAUCAGUCAGUCUACCCUCAUUUAUGAAGUCAAAGGUGGAAACAUUGAUGGGAGCUUUACCAUAAAUCCAUACUCUGGAGUCAUCACCACCCGGAAGGCACUGGAUUACGAGCGUACUUCCUCUUAUCAGCUUAUCGUUCAAGCCACGAACAUGGCAGGAAUGGCUUCCAAUGCCACGGUCAACAUUCAGAUUGUUGAUGAAAAUGAUAAUGCCCCAGUUUUUCUCUUUUCUCAAUAUUCAGGCAGCCUAAGUGAGGCUGCCCCAGUCAAUAGUAUUGUCAGGAGCUUGGAUAACAGCCCACUGGUGAUUCGAGCCACCGAUGCUGACAGCAACCGUAAUGCUCUGCUGGUGUAUCAAAUUGUGGAGUCCACAGCCAAGAAGUUCUUCACAGUGGACUCCAGUACUGGUGCCAUCAGAACAAUUGCCAACCUGGACCAUGAAACUAUCGCCCAUUUCCAUUUUCACGUGCAUGUGAGAGACAGUGGCAGCCCCCAGCUGACUGCAGAGAGUCCUGUUGAAGUCAACAUAGAGGUAACAGAUGUGAAUGAUAACCCGCCUGUUUUCACUCAGGCUGUGUUUGAGACUGUCUUACUUCUACCCACCUAUGUUGGAGUAGAGGUUCUGAAAGUUAGUGCCACAGAUCCUGACUCCGAGGUGCCCCCUGAACUGACAUAUAGCCUAAUGGAAGGCAGCUUGGAUCAUUUUUUAAUUGAAGCCAACAGUGGAGUACUCACCAUAAAAAACAACAACCUCUCCAAAGAUCACUACAUGUUGAUAGUUAAAGUAUCUGACGGAAAGUUCUACAGUACGGCCGUGGUCACUAUCUUGGUUAAAGAAGCCAUGGAUAGUGGCCUCCACUUUACUCAAAGCUUUUACUCGACCUCAAUCUCAGAGAACAACACUAACAUAACCAAAGUUGCUAUUGUCAAUGCCAUUGGAAAUCGCCUUAAUGAGCCCUUAAAAUAUAGCAUCUUAAACCCAGGAAAUAAGUUCAAAAUAAAAUCUACCUCAGGGGUCAUUCAGACCACUGGAGUCCCCUUUGACCGUGAAGAACAAGAGUUAUAUGAGCUGGUGGUGGAAGCCAGUCGUGAGCUAGACCAUCUGCGUGUGGCUAGAGUGGUGGUGAGGGUAAACAUCGAAGACAUAAAUGACAAUUCUCCAGUCUUUGUGGGCCUCCCUUACUAUGCUGCUGUGCAAGUUGAUGCUGAGCCUGGGACUCUGAUUUACCAGGUGACAGCCAUUGACAAAGAUAAAGGUGCAAAUGGAGAAGUGACCUAUGUCCUACAGGAUGACUAUGGCCACUUUGAGAUUAACCCUAAUUCAGGGAAUGUUAUUUUAAAAGAAGCAUUCAACUCUGACUUGUCCAACAUUGAGUAUGGAGUCACUAUCGUAGCCAAAGAUGGUGGAAAACCCUCUUUAUUCACGUCUGUGGAACUUCCCAUCACAAUUGUCAACAAAGCAAUGCCUGUGUUUGAUAAGCCCUUUUAUACAGCAUCGAUCAAUGAAGAUGUCAGAAUGGAUACCCCCAUUCUAAGCAUCAAUGCCACCAGUCCAGAAGGCCAAGGCAUCAUAUAUAUCAUUAUUGAUGGGGAUCUUUAUAAACAGUUUAACAUUGACUUUGACACUGGGGUCCUGAAAGUCGUUAGCCCUUUGGAUUAUGAAAUUACAUCUGUUUACAAGUUGACAGUAAGAGCCAGUGAUGCCCUUACUGGUGCCAGGGCCGAAGUCACUGUUGACUUGCUAGUUAAUGAUGUAAAUGACAACCCCCCUAUUUUCGAUCAACCCACAUAUAACACAACAUUAUCAGAAGCAUCUCUCAUUGGGACACCUGUUUUGCAAGUUGUGUGUACUGAUGCAGACUCGGAAAACAAUAAAUUGGUACAUUAUCAGAUUGUCCAGGACACUUACAACAGCACAGAUUAUUUUCACAUAGACAGUGCAAGUGGCUUAAUCCUGACAGCACGGAUGCUGGACCAUGAGUUAGUGCAACACUGCACUUUGAAAGUCAGAGCAACAGAUAAUGGCUUCCCAUCACUGAGCAGUGAGGUCCUGGUUCAUAUCUAUAUCUCAGACAUAAAUGACAACCCUCCUGUUUUUAAUCAGCUCAUUUAUGAGUCGUAUGUGAGUGAAUUAGCCCCCCGGGGCCAUUUUGUAACCUGUGUUCAAGCCUCUGAUGCAGACAGCUCUGAUUUUGACCGCUUGGAGUAUAGCAUUUUAUCUGGGAAUGACCGGACGAGCUUUCUGAUGGACAGCAAGAGUGGCGUCAUCACACUAUCCAACCACCGGAAGCAGAGGAUGGAGCCUCUGUACAGUCUCAAUGUGUCAGUGUCUGAUGGGUUGUUCACGAGCACUGCACAGGUGCAUAUCAGCGUACUUGGGGCUAACCUGUACAGCCCUGCCUUUUCCCAAAGCACCUACGUUGCUGAGGUGAGAGAAAAUGCAGCCGCUGGGACAAAGGUAAUUCAUGUUCGAGCCACAGACGGGGAUCCAGGGACAUAUGGACAGAUCAGCUAUGCCAUCAUCAAUGAUUUUGCUAAGGAUCGAUUUCUCAUCGACAGCAAUGGACAAGUCAUCACAACAGAAAGGCUUGACCGGGAGAACCCUCUGGAAGGAGACAUUAGUAUUUUUUUGAGGGCCCUCGAUGGUGGAGGGAGAACAACGUUUUGCACUGUGAGAGUGAUUGUUGUGGAUGAAAAUGACAAUGCUCCCCAGUUCAUGACAGUGGAAUACAGAGCCAGUGUCAGGGCAGAUGUUGGAAGGGGACAUUUGGUCACUCAGGUUCAAGCCAUGGAUCCAGAUGACGGCGCUAAUUCAAGGAUUACCUAUUCUCUGUAUAGUGAGGCCUCUGUCUCAGUGGCUGACCUCCUAGAAAUCGAUCCUGACAAUGGCUGGAUGGUCACCAAGGGCAAUUUUAACCAGCUGAAAAACACAGUGUUAUCAUUCUUUGUCAAAGCAGUAGAUGGGGGCAUUCCAGUAAAGCACUCCCUCAUUCCUGUCUACAUCCAUGUCCUGCCCCCUGAAACAUUCUUGCCUUCAUUCACCCAGUCUCAGUAUUCUUUUACUGUUUCAGAAGAUACAGCCAUUGGGAGCACAGUGGACACCCUGAGAAUUUUGCCCAGUCAAAAUGUCAGAUUCAGUACAGUUAAUGGGGAAAGGCCAGAAAAUAACAAAGGGGGAGUCUUCAUCAUAGAGCAGGAAACAGGCACAAUCAAGCUUGACAAACGCCUUGAUCAUGAAGUUAGCCCAGCAUUCCACUUUAAGGUAGCAGCCACCAUACCCCUGGACAAGGUAGACAUUGUGUUUACUGUAGACGUAGAUAUCAAGGUACUGGAUUUGAAUGACAACAAGCCAGUCUUUGAAACUUCCAGCUAUGAGACGAUAGUAAUGGAAGGAAUGCCUAUCGGCACCAAACUCACUCAGGUGAGAGCCAUCGACAUGGAUUGGGGAGCCAAUGGGCAGGUCACCUACUCCCUGCUCUCAGAUUCCCAGCCUGAAAAGGUAAUGGAAGCCUUCAAUAUUGACAGCAACACAGGCUGGAUCAGUACCUUGAAGGACCUGGAUCACGAAACAGAUCCCUCCUUUGCCUUCUCUGUGGUGGCCUCUGACCUUGGAGAUGCCUUCUCUCUUUCAUCCACGGCUUUGGUCUCUGUCAGAGUGACAGAUAUAAAUGACAAUGCACCAGUCUUUGCCCACGAAGUGUACCGAGGGAAUGUGAAGGAGAGCGACCCUCCCGGAGAAGUGGUAGCCGUGCUCAGCACAUGGGACAGAGACACUUCCGACAUUAAUCGCCAAGUGAGCUACCAUAUUACAGGAGGGAACCCCCGAGGAAGAUUUGCUCUGGGCCUGGUACAGAGUGAGUGGAAGGUCUAUGUGAAGAGACCUUUAGAUAGAGAAGAACAAGACAUUUACUUCCUCAAUAUCACUGCUACCGACGGGCUUUUUGUCACGCAGGCCAUGGUAGAAGUGACUGUCAGUGAUGUGAAUGACAAUAGCCCAGUGUGUGAUCAGGUUGCAUACACAGCAUUAUUUCCUGAAGAUAUUCCAUCAAAUAAAAUCAUCCUGAAAGUCCAUGCCAAGGAUGCCGAUAUUGGAUCCAAUGGAGAUAUACGAUACUCACUCUAUGGAUCUGGAAACAAUGAAUUUUUUCUAGAUCCAGAAAGUGGUGAAUUAAAAACCUUGGCUCUUUUGGACCGGGAGAGGGUCCCUGUGUACAACCUGAUUGCCAGGGCCACCGACGGGGGUGGCAGGUUCUGCCAAUCUGACAUCCAUCUGAUCCUGGAGGAUGUGAAUGAUAAUCCCCCUGUGUUUUCUUCCGACCACUACAAUGCCUGUGUCUACGAGAACACAGCCACCAAGGCUCUCCUGACCAGAGUGCAAGCCGUGGAUCCUGAUGUGGGCAUCAACAGGAAGGUGGUGUACUCCCUGGCUGACUCUGCCGAUGGCUUCUUCUCCAUCGACAGCUCCUCAGGCAUCAUCAUCCUGGAGCAGCCGCUGGACCGAGAACAGCAGCCCUCCUACAACAUCAGCGUCCAGGCCACUGACCAGAGCCCCGGCCAGGCUCUCUCCUCUCUUGCUACGGUCACCAUCACUGUCUUGGACAUUAAUGAUAACCCCCCUGUGUUUGAGAGGAGGGACUACCUGGUGACGGUGCCUGAGGACACCUCCCCUGGCACCCAAGUGCUUGCUGUUUUCGCCACCAGCAAAGAUAUCGGCACAAAUGCUGAGAUUACAUAUCAAAUCCGGUCUGGGAAUGAACAAGGAAGAUUUAGAAUCAAUCCAAAGACAGGGGGCAUUUCUGUCUCUGAAGUGCUGGACUAUGAAUUAUGCAAAAAGUUUUACCUGGUGGUGGAAGCCAAAGAUGGGGGCACCCCAGCUCUCAGCGCCGUGACCACUGUCAGCAUCAACCUCACGGAUGUGAAUGACAACCCACCCAGGUUCAGCCAAGAUGUCUACAGUGCUGUCAUAAGUGAGGAUGCCUUGGUCGGGGACUCUGUCAUCCUGCUAAUAGCAGAAGAUGCAGAUAGCCAGCCCAACGGACAGAUUCAUUUUUCCAUUGUGAAUGGAGAUCGGGACAAUGAAUUUGCCGUGGAGCCUGUCCUGGGACUUGUAAAGGUUAAGAAGAAAUUAGACCGGGAACGGGUGUCUGGAUACUCCCUGCUCAUCCAGGCAGUAGACAGUGGCAUUCCUGCGAUGUCAUCGACUGCCACCGUCAACAUUGAUAUUUCUGAUGUGAACGACAACAGCCCUGUGUUUACCCCCGCUAACUACACUGCUGUCAUUCAGGAAAACAAGCCAGUAGGCACCAGCAUUCUGCAGCUUGUGGUGACAGACAGAGACUCCUUUCACAAUGGGCCUCCCUUCUCCUUCUCUAUUCUGUCGGGAAACGAAGAGGAGGAGUUCAUAUUGGACCCACAUGGGGUCCUGCGGUCAGCUGUGGUCUUCCGGCACACAGAGUCUCCGGAAUAUGUGCUGUGUGUCCAGGCAAAAGACUCAGGCAAACCCCAGCAAGUUUCUCACUCCUACAUCCGCGUUCGGGUCAUUGAGGAAAGUAUUCACAAGCCCACGGCCAUCCCCCUGGAGAUUUUCAUUGUCACCAUGGAAGACGAUUUUCCUGGUGGAGUCAUUGGGAAAAUCCAUGCCACAGAUCAAGACAUGUACGAUGUGCUCACGUUUGCCCUGAAAUCGGAGCAGAAAAGCCUGUUCAAAGUGAACAGCCAUGACGGGAAGAUCAUCGCGCUGGGAGGCCUGGACAGUGGCAAGUACGUCCUGAACGUGUCAGUGAGCGACGGCCGCUUCCAGGUGCCCAUCGAUGUGGUCGUGCACGUGGAGCAGCUGGUGCACGAGAUGCUGCAGAACACCGUCACCAUCCGCUUCGAGAACGUGUCCCCCGAGGACUUCGUGGGGCUGCACAUGCAUGGUUUCCGGCGCACCCUGCGGAACGCGGUCCUCACCCAGAAGCAGGACAGCCUGCGCAUCAUCAGCAUCCAGCCCGUGGCGGGGACCAACCAGCUGGACAUGCUGUUUGCAGUGGAAAUGCACAGCAGUGAGUUCUACAAGCCAGCCUACCUGAUCCAGAAGCUGUCCAACGCCAGGAGACAUCUAGAGAACGUCAUGCGCAUCUCGGCCAUCCUGGAGAAGAACUGCUCGGGGCUGGACUGCCAGGAGCAGCACUGUGAGCAAGGCUUGUCCCUGGACUCGCAUGCCCUCAUGACCUACAGCACGGCUCGCAUCAGCUUUGUGUGCCCGCGUUUCUACAGGAACGUGCGCUGCACCUGCAAUGGAGGACUGUGCCCGGGGUCCAAUGAUCCUUGCAUGGAGAAGCCGUGUCCAGGGGACAUGCAGUGUGUCGGUUAUGAAGCCAGCAGGAGACCGUACCUCUGCCAGUGUCCACCAGGGAAGCUGGGAGAGUGCUCAGGGCACACUUCUCUCAGCUUUGCUGGAAACAGCUACAUCAAAUACAGGCUUUCUGAAAAUAGCAAAGAAGAGGACUUUCGGCUAGCUCUGCGGCUGCGAACUCUGCAAAGCAAUGGGAUUAUAAUGUACACCAGAGCAAAUCCCUGCAUAAUUCUGAAGAUCGUGGACGGCAAGCUGUGGUUCCAGCUGGACUGUGGCAAUGGCCCGGGGAUCUUGGGCAUCUCGGGCCGCGCCGUCAACGAUGGCAGCUGGCACUCGGUCUUCUUGGAGCUCAACCGCAACUUCACGAGCCUGUCCCUGGACGACAGCUACGUGGAGCGGCGCAGGGCGCCCCUCUACUUCCAGACGCUGAGCACCGAGAGCACCAUCUACUUCGGCGCGCUGGUGCAGGCGGAUAACAUCCGCAGCCUGACGGACACGCGGGUCACGCAGGUGCUGAGCGGCUUCCAGGGCUGCCUGGACUCGGUGGCGCUGAACAGCAACGAGCUGCCCCUGCACAAUAAGCGCAGCAGCUUCGCGGAGGUGGUGGGCCUGACCGAGCUGAAGCUGGGCUGCGUGCUCUACCCCGACGCCUGUGAGCGCAGCCCGUGCCAGCACGGGGGCACCUGUGCCGGCCUGCCCUCCGGGGGCUAUCAGUGUACCUGUCUCUCACAGUUCACCGGGAGAAACUGUGAGUCUGAGAUCACAGCCUGCUUCCCAAACCCCUGCCAGAAUGGAGGCUCCUGCGACCCAAUAGGGAACACUUUCAUCUGCAAUUGCAAAGCUGGGCUCACUGGAGUCACGUGUGAGGAGGACGUGGACGAGUGUGAGCGGGAGGAGUGUGAAAACGGGGGUGCCUGCGUCAACGUGUUCGGCUCCUUUGUCUGCAACUGCACGCCGGGCUACGUGGGCCAGUACUGUGGGCUGCGCCCCGUGGUCGUGCCCAACAUCCAGGCAGGCCACUCGUACGUGGGCAAGGAGGAGCUCAUCGGCAUCGCCGUGGUCCUCUUCGUCAUCUUCAUCCUGGUCAUCCUCUUCAUCGUCUUCCGCAAGAAGGUCUUCCGCAAGAACUACUCGCGCAACAACAUCACGCUGGUGCAGGACCCCGCCACGGCCGCCCUGCUCAACAAGAGCAACGGCAUCCCGUUCCGGAACCUGCGGGGCGGCGGGGCGGGCCGCAACCUGUACCAGGAGGUGGGGCCCCCGCAGGUGCCCGUGCGCCCCAUGGCCUACACGCCGUGCUUCCAGAGCGACUCCAGGAGCAACCUGGAUAAGAUCGUUGACGGGCUGGGCGGCGAGCACCAGGAGAUGACCACGUUCCACCCUGAGUCGCCGCGCAUCCUGACUGCCAGGCGCGGUGUGGUCGUGUGCAGCGUGGCCCCCAACCUGCCCGCCGUGUCACCCUGCCGCUCGGACUGCGAUUCCAUCCGCAAAAAUGGCUGGGACGCAGGAACCGACAACAAAGGGGUUGAUGAUGCGGGAGAAGUGACCUGCUUUGCAGGCAGUAAUAAAGGCAGCAACUCUGAAGUUCAGUCUCUCAGCUCCUUCCAGUCGGAUUCUGGCGACGACAAUGCGUCCAUUGUGACUGUCAUUCAGCUUGUCAACAAUGUAGUUGACACUAUAGAGAAUGAAGUGUCUAUCAUCGAUCAAGGACAGAACUACAACCGAGCCUAUCACUGGGACACCUCUGACUGGAUGCCCGGGGCCCGCCUGUCGGACAUUGAGGAAGUGCCCAACUACGAGAACCAGGAGGGAGGGUCUGCACACCAGGGCAGCACGCGGGAGCUGGAGAGUGAUUACUACCUGGGCGGCUAUGACAUCGACAGCGAGUACCCACCCCCCCAUGAAGAGGAGUUCCUGAAUCAGGACCAGCUGCCCCCUCCCCUGCCAGAGGAUUUCCCAGACCAAUACGAGGCCCUACCCCCCUCCCAGCCCGUCUCACUGGCCAGCACCCUGAGCCCGGACUGCAGGAGAAGGCCUCAGUUCCACCCCAGCCAGUACCUCCCUCCCCACCCAUUCCCCAAUGACACGGAUUUGGUGGGCCCGCCUGCCGCCUGUGAAUUUAGUACUUUUGCUGUGAGCAUGAACCAGGGCGCAGAGACAGCCGGCCCAGCGGACAGUGUGUCUCUAUCCUUGCACAAUUCCAGAGGCACCUCGUCCUCGGAUGUGUCGGCCAGCUGCGGCUUUGACGAUUCCGAAGCAGCCAUGAGUGACUACGAGAGCGUGGGAGAGCUCAGCCUCGCCAGCCUGCACAUUCCCUUUGUGGAGGCUCAACACCAGACCCAGGUGUAG